CUCUUUAAUCUAAUGGUUAUAAAUCGUAGUCUACCAUGGACCAUAUAUUGUAUUGUUCCACGGAAGCACUAUUCCCACUCCAAUAUAUUCUUGACCCAGCCAAUGCUUUGAUUACGUGUUGUUGGGUUUUGUUUUGUGCCGACUUCACUUCUUGCUUCAGUAUACUUAACUUCUCUCUUUUCAGAAUGGGAAGCUAUGUUGAUGAUGAUUGGGAGUUUGCUUCUUCUCCAACAAAGGAAGGUCGGACUAUGGUUUUGGUUGGACGCACCGGCAAUGGAAAGAGUGCAACUGGUAACAGUAUUCUUGGAAGAAAGGUUUUCACAUCGAGGAGGGGCUUAUCCGGUGUCACGUCCUCUUGCGAAAUGCAGACAACUGAGCUUAAUGAUGGACAGAUCGUCAAUGUUAUUGACACUCCUGGAUUAUUUGAAUUUCCGGCUGCGGGUAGAUCUGAGUUUAUUGGCAAAGAAAUAGUCAAGUGUAUGAACUUUGCUAAGGAUGGUAUCCAUGCUAUUCUUGUAGUCUUAUCUGUUAGAUCAAGAUUUAGCGAGGAAGAAGAAAAUGCUCUGAAAAGCUUGCAAAUAUUAUUUGGAAGUAAGAUUGUUGAUUACAUGAUUGUUGUCUUUACUGGAGGAGAUGAAUUAGAAGAUAAUGAGGAGACACUGGAGGAAUAUUUAGCGCAUGAAUGUCCAGAGCCCUUAAAGGAAAUUCUUUCCUUAUGCGGGAAUCGUUGUGUUCUCUUUGACAACAAGACUAAGGAUGAAAAGAAGCGAUUUAGUCAAGUUCAACAACUUCUCGAGUUUGUAAACUCGGUGGUAUCUAAUAAUGGUGGGCGUCCUUAUACGGAUGAGCUAUUUACCGUACUGAAGAAAGGAGCAAUGAAACUGGAAAUCCAGCAAAAAGAGGUUGAUGCCUUAGAAGGAUACUCAGACGGACAAAUAUCCGAGCUUAAGAAGCAUAUGCAGCAAUCAUAUGACGAACAGCUCAUGCAAAUUACUGAGAUGAUUGAGUCAAAGUUGAUGGAGGCAACUACAAAGCUUGAGCAACAACUGGCUCAUGAGCAAGCUGCCAGACUAGAAGCUGAAAAAAGUGCUAUGGUGGCUCAAAAGAAAUCAGACGAAGAAAUCCAAAAGCUUAGAGAACAUCUUGAGAAGGCACAUGAAGAACUCCGCAAGCGAGGUGAUAAAGGUUGUGCCAUUCUAUGAUAGAGUAACUACUUCAAACAUUUAAAGAAUGGUUUAAUUUAAAGAGUUGUUUAGUUUUUCUUUCGAAUCAUGACUUUUUAUUGCGUUUGUUAGUAUUUGUUUGUAUAUAAAUAAAUAUACUCCGAUGACUAACUAUGCAUUAUGGAUUGAAAUUUGUUCUA
Vicia villosa (hairy vetch) is the source of this 1363-nucleotide messenger RNA. Its product is annotated as immune-associated nucleotide-binding protein 9-like. The record is from RefSeq and is a predicted model, not a curated record. NCBI's taxonomy places the organism in Eukaryota, Viridiplantae, Streptophyta, Magnoliopsida, Fabales, Fabaceae. The transcript has 6 exons. Gene Ontology annotation, molecular function: GTP binding. Bases 36 to 1202 code for a protein of 388 amino acids.